Molecule: messenger RNA, 2466 nt
Organism: Colletotrichum aenigma
Lineage: Eukaryota; Fungi; Ascomycota; Sordariomycetes; Glomerellales; Glomerellaceae
Gene: aurF-3
Product: Monooxygenase aurF
Exons: 2
Coding region: 1-2466 (821 amino acids)
Cellular component (GO): nucleus
Molecular function (GO): flavin adenine dinucleotide binding; NADP binding; N,N-dimethylaniline monooxygenase activity
Source: RefSeq, a predicted model, not a curated record
AUGAGUCAAUAUACAGAGUAUGAGAUUAAUCAGGCUCUUAAUGCGAUCUCUAAUGGGCUUAGCGUGCGAAAAGCUGCAUUGCAGUAUGGGGUCCCAAAGUCUACUCUUUAUGAUCGUAUCCAAGGCACCCAAUCAAGAGAUAUUGCCUUCUCAGAUCUACAGAGGCUCUCUCCAACCCAAGAAAGCCAUUUGGCUGAAUGGAUUCGAAUCCAGGCUGCCCUAGGCCUACCACCAACCCAUCAACAACUCAAGGAAUUCGCUGAGCGUAUCCUACAGAUCCAUGGAGACGCCAAGCCUCUAGGGAAGAACUGGGUUCAGGCUUUUAUCAAGAGAAACCCAUCUGUAAGGGUCCAGAGAAGCAGAGCAAUUGAUUCCCAGCGCAUCAACGGAGCCUCAACUAAUGUCAUCAGGCAAUGGUUCAAGCACCUCGCCAUCCCUGAGAUCAUAGCCAUUAAAGCCUCCAAUCGAUACAAUAUGGAUGAGUCUGGUAUUCUGGAAGGCAGAGGAUCAAAUGGGCUUGUUCUUGGAUCAUCAGAAACUCGUUCUAUCCGCAAGAAACAGCCUGGAUCGCGUGCUUGGACAUCUCUGAUUGAGUGUAUCUCUGCAACUGGCAAGGCACUGCCUCCACUUGUUAUAUAUAAGGGCAAGAGUGUCCAGCAGCAGUGGUUUCCUCUAGAUCUGACGCCAUACGAAUCCUGGAAGUUCACAGCAACAGAAAACGGGUGGACUUCAGACUCUACAGCUGUUAAGUGGUUGACAGAGGUCUUUAUACCUUCUACCCAGCCAGCAGACCCCUCAGAGGUCAGAUUGUUGAUCUUGGAUGGUCAUGGAAGCCAUGAGACUACUGCUUUCAUGUAUACAUGCUUCAGAAACAAGAUACACUUGCUGUUCUUGCCAGCACACACGUCACACGUCCUUCAGCCACUUGAUCAGUCGGUUUUUGGGCCCCUCAAGGCAGCAUACAAGAAGGAGCUUGGAUUACUUGCUGAAUGGGAUGCUGGUACAGUUGUGGGCAAGAGAAAUUUCGUUGUAUGCUAUGGCAAGGCGCGUAAGGCAGCCCUGACAAGCAAGAAUAUCAUCAGUGGCUGGAAAUGGACUGGUUUGUGGCCUAUCAGUAUGGCUAGACCCCUCAUGAGCCCUCUGCUGCUUGAGAACACUUCAACCCCUGCCAAACCAGCUGGUCAGGUCUGCAAAGGGCUCUCUGAUGGCAAAGCAAGCGAAAAAUGGGCGGCAGAUACAUCAGCAGUCCCUUGGUCAACCCCCAAGAAGAGGGAUGAGCUUCAGGAUCAGUUCAGCCUGUUCAGCAAGCUGGAUAACGAUGAGCAUACGCAACGCCUGCUUUUUCGGAAGGUUCAGAAGGGCUUUGAUGAGAAGGCAUACCAACUGGCAGUAGCCCAGCGAAAGAUUGAGGCACUACAAGCAGAGGUUGAUGCCAGUAGGGCCAGGAAACGCAAGAAGGUCAAAAUGAGCCCAAAUUCGAAGUUUGCUGAUAUUGAGGCUAUUCGGAGGGCUCAAAUCGAGGCGGGAGAACUUAUUCCUCGCGUCAACAAGGGGAGACCUAUUGACCACACAAUCAACGUCCGCUUCACGAAAGUUCAGGCGUUCUUGGAAUACUUUUUUCCGAAGGCGAGCGAGAGCCUUUUCAACAGGGUGGUGAAAGGGCUGCAAGACAACAAGUUCAAAAUUCGACCGGAGUGGAACCUCUCUCCAGCCCCAUCUUUGAAAACAACCAGUCCGGUGGUGUCAGACGAGAUCAUUCCCUCACUGGAACAUGGAGACGUGGAGUCUGUAGCUGGCAUUGGUAAAGUUACCGGCGACGAGCUUGAGCUCACUGACGGCAGAAUUCUUCAAGUGGAUGCCAUUGUUUAUUGCACUGGAUACAAGGCCGACUUCAGCAUCCUUGAUCCGAAGGAUGACCCAGCAAAUACGCCGAACCCAGAGUGGGUUGCUGCGAAGGGAGCGAGGGGUAAACCACUUCCGAGACUCUACAAAAAUGUUCUGUCUGAGAAGUAUCCGGAGUCUCUUGCGUUCAUGGGUUGCGUAGCCUUUGCAACUGGUGCGUUUCAGCCGUAUGACCUAGCAGCUAUGGCGAUUGUUCAGAAUUGGAAAGAAGCUUCACCCUUGCCCUCCGCGGAAGAUAUAGCACGUUCCAUUGAUAGGCAGCAUGCAUGGACAACAGCCCUAGCUAAGGAGAAAAAUGUCAUGCCUGCGGUCGUGAACGGGCUUAAAUGGACAUCUUGGGCCGAUCGUACAGCUGGCACCGGCGUGAACGAGUAUUUGGGAUGGGGAUGGAAAGGCUUGAAGUUUUGGCUCCAAGAGCCUCAGUUCUGCGAUCUUUUGAUGGGUGGCAUUUAUAGCCCGCACAUUUAUCGCUACUUUGAUGGGAAAAGGAAGAAGUGGGCCGGAGCGAGAGCUGAGAUUGAAAGAUCGCAUAGAGUAGACUCAGCAAAGUCUAAGACUGUCUAG